AUGCUUGGGAAGCCAUUGAUACUCUACAUCGCGGCACAGGAACGUUCACUUGGAGCACUGCUUGCUCAAGAGAAUGAGGAAGGAAAAGAACAAGCCUUGUACUACCUUAGCCGAACUCUAAUAGGAGCUGAGAUGAACUAUACGCCUGUUGAGAAAAUAUGCUUAGCGUUACUUUAUGCGAUAAAGAAGCUAAGGCAUUAUUUUGAAGCAUACACAAUCAAACUCAUCUCUCGAGCAGAUCCCGUGAAGUUCGUGAUGACUCGACCUGUUCUUUCUGGACGCCUAGCAAGAUGGUCCAUAUUGUUUAACCAAUAUGAGAUCACAUACACACCUCAAAAAGCUGUGAAAGGACAAGCACUAGCCAAUUUUCUGGCUGAUCACCCUCUUCCGGCGGAAUGGGAGCUUUCGGAUGAGUUUCCAGAUGAAGACGUUUUGUUCAUCGAAGAGUUUCCACCAUGGACAAUGUUCUUUGAUGGAUCUGCACGUCGUAACGGUGCGGGGGCAGGUGUGGUGUUGAUCUCUCCAGAAAGACAAGUCUUGCCAUUCUCCUUUGUUUUAGGUGAAACAUGCUCCAACAAUGCCGCGGAGUACCAAGCUUUGAUCGUCGGACUCGAAAUGGCAUUAGAAAUGAAGAUUCUACAGUUGGAGAUCUACGGCGACUCUAAGCUGACCAUCAACCAACUUUUGGGAAGUUACGAGGUAAAGAAGGAAGAUCUAUUGCCAUUCCAUGAAUACGUUUCUGGUUUACUUGAAAAAUUUGACCGAGUGUUCUUAAACCACGUCCCAAGAGAAGAAAAUCGCAAGGCUGAUGCUUUGGCUAACUUGGCCACGACGAUGGCACUUGGAGAGAAUGAGUCAACAAAGGUAUAUGUGUGUCAUCGAUGGGUUAUUCCUAGACUUCUGGAUCUUCAAAUCAACGAAAGCCAUCAUACGUCUGUUCGAGUGAUUGAAGAAGAAGAUUGGAGGCAACCACUGAUAGAGUACCUUGAACAUGGAAAGUUACCUGAAGAUCCGCGACAAAGAACAAACAUCAAACGAAGAGCACCACGAUUCAUCUUCUAUAAGGGGAUAUUGUUUCGCCGCUCUUUUGAAGGACUAUUCUUGCGAUGUCUUGACAAAGAAGAAGCCCGCCAAGCGAUGGAGGAAGCACAUUCUGGCUCAUGUGGAGCACACCAAUCGGGUACAAAGCUCCAUUUCCGCAUCAAGAGGAUGGGCUACUACUGGACGACAAUGGUGAAGGAUUGCAUGGAUCAUGCCAAAAGAUGCCAAGCGUGUCAAUUUCAUGCUAACUACAUCCACCAACCUCCAGUGCCUCUUCAUCCAACUGUAGCUUCAUGGACUUUUGAUGAAUGGGGACUUGACGUUGUUGGACCGCUUCCAAAGUCAUCAAAGGGACAUAUUUACAUAUUGGCCGCUACAGACUACUUCUCUAGGUGGGCCAAAGCUGCUCCACUCAAGGAGGUAAAAAAGGAGAUCGUUUUCGAUUUUAUCAAGUCAUAA
Messenger RNA from Nicotiana attenuata, 1500 nucleotides. RefSeq lists its product as uncharacterized. The transcript has a single exon. NCBI's taxonomy places the organism in Eukaryota, Viridiplantae, Streptophyta, Magnoliopsida, Solanales, Solanaceae. Bases 1 to 1500 code for a protein of 499 amino acids. Gene Ontology annotation, molecular function: nucleic acid binding; RNA-DNA hybrid ribonuclease activity. The record is from RefSeq and is a predicted model, not a curated record.